AUGACCGUUAAUGAUGCCCAAGUCUCUGACACUAUUCGCCAAUGGCUACGAAUGCCUACCUUCGAUGCUCGACCUUGGGAGGAUGAAGAGCUGCUACUCCUCCUUCAGCAGAUGUACCUGGAUCACGACUUCUGCUCCAAGUUCGCCAUCGAUAUCCAGACUUUGAGGAACUUCCUUUAUGAGGCCUACAAGAACUACAACGACGAUUCAACUAGGUAG
Acanthoscelides obtectus is the source of this 219-nucleotide messenger RNA. Lineage: Eukaryota; Metazoa; Arthropoda; Insecta; Coleoptera; Chrysomelidae. The record is from the annotation of a GenBank genome assembly.